Colletotrichum navitas is the source of this 443-nucleotide messenger RNA. RefSeq lists its product as uncharacterized. The transcript has a single exon. The record is from RefSeq and is a predicted model, not a curated record. The annotation marks the transcript as partial. Lineage: Eukaryota; Fungi; Ascomycota; Sordariomycetes; Glomerellales; Glomerellaceae.
UUUUUUUUUGUCCGACGAUGGGAAACCGGCGCCGGGCUUCGAUACCACAGACGCAUCAACGACACCAUUUGGCAAAAACUCCACCCCCUCUCUAUAUUAUUGUUCUAAUGUUACCCCCCCUCACUCGACCACCACGACAAAAUCUUCACGAUCCGUCUUUCUGUACAUUUAGAGGGAGUUGUUCUUUUACCCACCCCGUUAGUUGAGGAUACGCAGCAUGACUUGGAAAGGAAUUGGAAGGCACAAUUCCAGUAGAGAGUUGCACAGAUUUCUUCAUUUUUUUUUCUUUUUCUUAUUGCUCGGUCCACUGAGAUUGAUUGACAUGUCGUGCCGUUUAGCUUGGGGGUGGUGGGUGUGGGCGGCAGAGUUCCAACCGACGGGUGACAAAACUCUCAACGUUCGAACAGGUUGGCUCGUCUGCCCUUCUGCGCCCUUUGCGCCCU